Molecule: messenger RNA, 597 nt
Organism: Colletotrichum fioriniae
Lineage: Eukaryota; Fungi; Ascomycota; Sordariomycetes; Glomerellales; Glomerellaceae
Source: RefSeq, a predicted model, not a curated record
AUGUCUCUGGACCCCUUUGACGAUGUUCUCACCCUAGAAGACCAAUUCUUCUCAGAAGGCUUCCGCCAAGGCACUGAAGACGGCAUCCAAGCGGGCAAAAUCGAGGGCCGCUCCGUCGGCCUCGCCAAAGGCUACGAGAAAUUCUACGAGAGCGGCAGGAUACACGCCCGCGCCGUCGUGUGGGCCAACAGACUCUCCCUCCCCCAGAAGAACAGCAGCACCACAGCGAAGCCGUUCGGCGCUUCGGCUUCAGCUUCCUCGGUCUCGGCCGAUCAACCCGAUCAACCUCAACUAUCAACAGAGCCGUCAGAGUCACAGAAUAAGACCUGCUCCCUACCGCCGCUGCCGCCCAACGCCAGACUAGAAAAGAACGUCACGACGGCGUUUGCGCUGGUCGAGCCGGACACCCUCUCCAAGGAGAACAGCGACGAUGCCGUAAACGACUUUGACGAUAGAUUGAAGAGGGCGCAGGGCAAAGUCAAGAUUAUUGAGCGCAUGACGGGUGAAGCGGUUUCUGCGCCGGAGGCGGCUGCUGCUGCUGCUGCUGCUGCUGCUGCUGCUGCUGACGUGAAGGUCCCGGAGACCAAGGAGAUUUGA